Molecule: messenger RNA, 4221 nt
Organism: Meyerozyma guilliermondii ATCC 6260
Lineage: Eukaryota; Fungi; Ascomycota; Pichiomycetes; Serinales; Debaryomycetaceae
Gene: LYS2
Product: L-aminoadipate-semialdehyde dehydrogenase
Exons: 1
Coding region: 1-4221 (1406 amino acids)
Biological process (GO): L-lysine biosynthetic process
Molecular function (GO): L-aminoadipate-semialdehyde dehydrogenase [NAD(P)+] activity
Source: RefSeq, a predicted model, not a curated record
AUGCGACUCUCGAGUCUCACAUUUUUCACCACUACAGUACCAAUCAAAAUCAUGUCUGACUUCUGGAUCGACUACUUGGACAAUCCUACGUUGUCAGUGCUCCCACAUGAUUUCCUCAAGCCCGUCAAUAACUCGUCGGUUGAAGCCAACUAUCAAGUAAAUCUUGCCUCCAAUUUUUCCUUCACCGCUGGUCUUGCAACAUUCGCUGCACUUAUCUACAGAUUAACAGGAGAUGAAGAUGUGGUAAUUGCGACAGAUACGGAGGAUGGCAAGCCGCUUAUUGUGAGAUUGGCCAUUGCUGAGUCCACUACUUUCAAAGAAUUGCGUGCCAAAGUUGAACAUGAGAUCAAGACUGCAACCAGCCAUAUCAACUACCAAACGUUAGACGAAGUCGCCCGUCGUAUCAAGGCAUCCAAGGGAUUGGACGAUGAGCCAGGAUUGUUCAAAUUGAGUUUCCAGCACUCAAAGCCAUUGCAACAACUUUCAAACUUGGCCGUGGGUUCGACGGUAGAUGUGGCCGUGUUCAUGUCCGAGACCAACAAGACACUAGAGUUCUUUUACAACUCGCUUCUCUACAAGAAUGAACGUAUAAGUAUCAUGGCUGAGCAGUUCAAUGCUUUUGCUUCAGGUGUUAGUGAUAAUGCUGAGGUUGAAAUUGCCAAAGUAAGCCUCAUCACGAAAAGUCAAAUCGACCAACUUCCAGAUCCUACCACCGAUUUGGACUGGUCCGGUUUCCGUGGUGCUAUCCAGGACAUAUUCAUGGAGAACGCAGCUCGUCAUCCUUCCAAAACAUGUGUGGUUGAAACAAAGUCUUUCUUAGAUCCCGCCUCAAAGACUCGUACUUUCACCUACAAACAAAUCAACGAAACUUCAAAUUUGGUGGGUAACUAUUUAAAGGAAACUGGAAUCAAGAAAGGUGAUAUUGUUAUGAUCUACGCUCAUAGAGGUGUGGAUCUUAUGAUCGCAGUGAUGGGUGUACUUAAAGCCGGUGCUACUUUCUCCGUUAUCGACAUUGCAUACCCUCCAGCUCGUCAGAACAUAUACUUGUCAGUGGCUCGUCCUCAAGGUCUUAUCGUGUUGGAGAAAGCGGGUGUUUUGGAUGACUUGGUUAAGAAUUACAUCAAGGACGAAUUGGAGGUUAUAACCACCAUUCCGCAAAUGCGAGUCAACGACGAUGGUUCGUUGCAAGGUGGAAAGUUGGAAGGGCAAACAAGAGACUGUCUUGAAGAUUAUCAGAGUCUUGCUUCGUCACCUACUGGAGUCAAGGUUGGUCCCGACUCAAAUCCAACGCUAUCAUUCACUUCAGGAUCCGAAGGAAUUCCAAAGGGUGUUUUAGGUCGUCACUACUCUUUGGCCUAUUAUUUCCCAUGGAUGAGCGAAAAGUUCAACUUGUCGGCAGAUGAUAAGUUUACCAUGCUUUCGGGAAUUGCUCAUGAUCCAAUUCAGAGAGAUAUGUUCACCCCAUUGUUCUUGGGUGCCCAGUUGAUAAUUCCCACAGCUGAUGAUAUAGGAACUCCUGGAAAGUUGGCUGAAUGGAUCGCAGAGUAUGGUGCGACCGUGACCCAUUUGACCCCGGCUAUGGGUCAAUUGUUGAGUGCUGAGGCAACCACACCAAUUCCAUCCUUGCAUCAUGCCUUCUUCGUCGGAGAUAUUCUCACCAAACGAGAUUGUUUAAGGUUACAAAGUCUCGCUGAAAAUGUUACUAUUGUGAAUAUGUAUGGUACCACCGAGACUCAAAGGGCUGUUUCUUAUUUCGAGAUCAAGAGCAGAAGCGAAGAUCCAGUGUUCCUCAAGACAUUGAAAGAUGUUAUGCCAGCCGGUAGAGGAAUGAAAAACGUCCAGCUUUUGGUGGUGAACAGGAAGGACAGAACUCAAACUUGUGGUGUUGGAGAAGUGGGCGAAAUUUAUGUUCGUGCUGCUGGACUUGCCGAGGGUUACAGAGGACUCCCAGAUUUGAACAAGGAGAAAUUUGUAACCAAUUGGUACGUUGAUCCUAACGUGUGGGUUGAACUCGAUAAAGCAAAUGCUAAACUGUCUGAGACAUGGAGACAAGAAGGCUGGUUCGGGCCCAGAGACAGAUUGUACAGAACUGGAGAUUUGGGCCGGUAUACUCCCUCAGGAGAUGUCGAGUGUUGUGGACGUGCUGAUGAUCAGGUGAAAAUCAGAGGAUUCAGAAUAGAACUUGGUGAAAUCGACACUCAUUUGUCCCAGCAUCCAUUAGUCAGAGAAAAUGUGACUUUGGUUAGAAGAGACAAAAAUGAAGAGCCAACCCUUAUCUCCUAUAUUGUUCCAAAGGAUACUCCUGAUUUGAAGAACUUUAAAGCUGAGGUGGGUGAGUUGGAGAAGCCUGAUCCUGUCGUUGAAGGUCUUGCCAUUUACGCCGAGCUCAUCAAGGACAUUAAAGCCCACUUGAAAAAGAGAUUGGCAUCGUAUGCUGUUCCCACUUUUGUGGUGCCUUUAGCCAAAUUACCUCUUAAUCCUAAUGGAAAAGUCGACAAGCCAAGGUUACCCUUCCCAGAUACUGCGCAAUUGGCUGCCGCCUCAAAGUUGAACAAAUCCACCGAAACAGAAAAGGAAGACCUCAAUGAAUUUGAAAAAACUAUUCAUGAUUUGUGGGUGGAAGUGUUACCAACACAUCCCGCAACCAUUUCCAAGAGUGAGUCUUUCUUUGACUUGGGAGGCCAUUCGAUUCUCGCAACCAGAAUGAUUUUUGAGUUGCGGAAGAGAUUGCAUGUCGAUGUGCCCUUGGGUGUUAUCUUCAGCAAUCCAACCAUCGAGCUGUUUUCAAAGGAAAUUAACAAGUUUAUCAAGGGUAACGACUUCCAGCUUGCGGACGGAGAAAAUAAUGUUGAGGAUGCCUCCUCUGAAAAGGUGGACUAUGCCUCCGACGCAAAAGAAUUGGUGAAGACUCAGCUUCUUUCGUCUUAUAAGUCAGCGCCUCCUCUUGACUUCUCCAAGCAAAUUAAUGUGUUCCUUACUGGAGCUACUGGUUUCUUAGGAUCGUUUAUCCUUCGUGAUUUGCUCGUUAGUCGUCCAGAUUGCAACUUCAAAGUGUAUGCUCAUGUACGUGCUGCUAGUAAGGAAGCUGGCUUAAAGCGUUUGAGAGAUGCGGGAAAGACUUAUGGCAUCUGGGACGAGUCUUGGUCCGCAAAGAUUGAGGUCGUUUUGGGAGAUUUGAGCAAACCCAAAUUUGGAUGGGGUGAAACAGAAUACAAGGAAUUUGCCGAUUUGGUGGAUGUCAUUGUUCACAACGGUGCACUUGUUCACUGGGUGUAUCCAUACUCCAAGUUGAGAGAUGCUAACGUCAUUUCCACUAUUGAAAUAAUGAAUUUGUGUGGAGUUGGAAAGCCCAAGCAAUUUUCGUUCGUGUCUUCGACAUCUGCAUUGGACACUGAGCAUUACUUCCGUUUGUCGGAUGAACUCACCAGUAAGGGACUUCCUGGAGUACCUGAGUCAGAUGACUUGAGUGGUAGUGCUGAGGGUCUUGGAACUGGUUAUGGUCAGUCCAAGUGGUCGGCAGAAUACAUAGUUCGUGCUGCUGGAGACCGUGGGUUAAGAGGGUGUAUUACUCGUCCAGGAUACGUUGGAGGGUUUUCUCAGACUGGAGCUUCCAACACCGACGAUUUCCUCUUGAGAAUGCUCAAGGGUUGUGCUGAGUUGGAAUCAUACCCUGAUAUCUCGAACACCGUCAACUGGGUUCCAGUCGAUCAUGUCGCCAGUGUUGUCACCGCUACGGCAUUGCACCCACCAGCACAGGACAUUUUGCCCGUUGCUCAAGUCACGGGCCACCCCAGAAUCCGUAUGAAUGAGUUUAUCAGCGUACUUAAGAAGUAUGGCUUUAAACUUCAAUUGGAUGAUUAUCCAUCUUGGAAGGUAUCAUUGGAGAGAUAUGUCGUUGAAAAAUCCGACUCGGCAUUGUUCCCAUUGCUUCACUUUGUGCUCGAUAACUUGCCCCAAAACACAAAAGCACCCGAAUUAGACGAUGCCAUGGCAGUGAAGUCGUUGAAGGCAGACCACAAGUAUACUGGUGUAGACCGGUCUCAAGGUGCAGGAGUUGAUGUUGCCCAGAUGGGUAUCUAUAUCAGCUAUCUUGUGAAAACUGGGUUCUUGUUCAGCCCACCUUCUGGCGGAGACAAAUUGCCAGACAUAGAAUUGAGCCAGGAAACACUCGAUCUCAUUGCAUCUGGAGCUGGUGGAAGAGGCUCUGCUGCUGCAAAAUAG